This is a messenger RNA of Paramormyrops kingsleyae, 3890 nucleotides long. Lineage: Eukaryota; Metazoa; Chordata; Actinopteri; Osteoglossiformes; Mormyridae. The record is from RefSeq and is a predicted model, not a curated record.
CAACGCGCUUCGCCGGGCGCGUAGCCCGCUUCUCCUGCGGCUUUAACAACACUGGCAUGGAAACCCCAUUGCCGCUGCAGUACGAUUUCUUUCACGGGCAGCAAUUUCAACAGUAUAAGUACCAGCACUGCUGCGGCCAGGAGGGCCGGUUUAUUAGCCAGAACGACCAGUGCUGCACCUGCAAUAACUGUGAUGCCGGGAAAAGCCAUAUCCUUCUCCGGAAUCCGCCAACCGUAGCCGGAGCUCCGCGAACAUCAUCCGUGUCUUCUUCAAGACAAGGUUGUCAGCUCAAUACCGGGGAGUUCACGCCUUCUAGUCAUGGUAGUUCACCCAGACAUCACCAUCCCCAUUAUCAGCAGAGCCACAGUCGGCAGCAGGGCAGCCCGAUCAGCAGCCGCGCAGAAAGUAACACAUUUACUGAAACGGCCAUGAGCAGCUGCAGAUAUAACGGCGGCGUGAUGCGGCCGCUCAGCAACUUGAGCUCCUCCCGCAGAAACAUGCACGAGUUUGAUUCGGAGUCGCAGCCCCUGCAGCCGACCUCGACGGCGGACGCGUCGGACGUCGUAGUUUCCAAGCCGGAGCACAACUCAACUACCCUGAUGCCUUAUGCAUCUGGCGAUGGAGCCGGGGGAUGCAGCGGCGGCGGCGGCAAAUCGGGCAAGAAGAAAAACCAGAAUAUCGGGCAGAAGCUCGGCCAUCGGAGAGCUUUAUUCGAGAAGAGGAAGCGACUCAGCGACUAUGCGCUCAUCUUCGGGAUGUUUGGAAUCGUUGUUAUGGUUAUAGAAACCGAGCUGUCCUGGGGGGCGUAUGGAAAGGAGUCACUAUAUUCUUUAGCUCUGAAAUGCUUGAUAAGCCUUUCCACAAUCAUUCUCCUCGGCUUGAUCAUCAUAUACCACGCAAGGGAGAUCCAGCUGUUUAUGGUGGACAAUGCCGCGGACGACUGGAGGAUAGCCAUGACCUACGAGCGGAUGUUUUUCAUCUGCUUGGAGAUCCUGGUGUGUGCCAUCCACCCCAUACCCGGGAACUACACCUUCACGUGGACGGCACGCCUGGCCUUCUCGUACACCCCGUCCAAGACCGACGCUGACGUGGACAUCAUCCUGUCCAUCCCCAUGUUCCUGCGGCUGUACCUCAUCGCCCGGGUGAUGCUUCUGCACAGCAAGCUGUUCACCGAUGCCUCCUCCAGAAGCAUAGGGGCUCUCAACAAGAUCAACUUCAACACCCGCUUCGUCAUGAAGACGCUGAUGACCAUCUGUCCCGGGACGGUCCUGUUGGUCUUCACCAUCUCGCUGUGGAUCAUCGCCGCGUGGACGGUUCGGGCGUGCGAGAGGUACCAUGACAACAUGGACGUUACCAGCAACUUUCUUGGGGCCAUGUGGUUGAUUUCAAUAACCUUCCUCACCAUCGGGUACGGCGACAUGGUGCCUAAUACCUACUGUGGAAAAGGAGUCUGUCUCCUGACAGGCAUUAUGGGGGCUGGAUGCACUGCACUAGUGGUCGCUGUUGUCGCAAAGAAACUGGAGCUCACCAAAGCUGAGAAACAUGUACACAACUUUAUGAUGGACACCCAGCUAACCAAAAGAGUGAAAAACACGGCUGCAAACGUACUCAGGGAGACAUGGCUGAUCUACAAGAACACCAAGCUGGUGAGGAAGAUGGACCAUGCCCGAGUCAGGAAGCACCAGAGGAAAUUUUUACAAGCCAUCCAUCAAGCUCGAAAAUUACGAAGCGUAAAAAUGGAGCAACGGAAGCUGAACGACCAAGCAAACUCCCUAGUGGACCUGGCAAAGACACAGAAUAUCAUGUACGACCUGAUUUCGGACUUGAACGAAAGGGGCGAGGACAUGGAGAAGAGGAUCGCCAUUCUGGAGACCAAGCUUGAGACGCUCCUGGGAAGCCUUCAGGCUCUGCCCGGCCUCAUAAGCCAGACCAUAAGCCAGCAGCACAGGGAUUUUCUGGAGGUCCAGAUGCAGCCCUUCGACAAACAGAGCCCCUACAGUCCCGAGCGCUCCCUGUCCAUGUCUCGGAGAAGGUCCACCUCCACAGCACCACCAACCUCCUCAGAGAGCAGCUAGACUUCAGUUUAAAAAUAAAAAAACAUGCAGUGAAGACUUUUGCCAUCAUAUGGCCAACAUUCAUUUAUUGUAAAGCCUUAUGGUUUUAAUAAAUACUAUCCAAAUUCUGAUGACAGAAUCCAAGUUACCUGGAAAAUCAACUUUAAAGGAGCUUUCUACCAAAAAUAACAUUUGACAUGCUUCUUACGUUGAAAGCAGUUGUCGUCCUCUCUCCGAUGUCACGUCAAUGUGAGGUUUGUUCAUCUCUUAACAAAAGCAAUUAAAGCCUGCGGUGGCUUUAUUAUACCAACUGCACAGUUUUUAAUACCACUUUGUCUCAUGGGCAGCUCAAGAGGGCGACCGUGGCUGGCUGAUCUCAGGAAGAGUCAGUUCCACCUUUGCCGUGUCUCACCAAUAGCGCGUUUCCUGCUCAACCGCGAGUGGAUCCUUCAGCACAGCUGAGCCUGUUUGGGGUCAGGGCAGCCACCCAGAGCUUUAAUUGCUCUUGUUGAUCAUGAAAGUCAUUUGUAGCCACUCCACUACAGAGAUAAGACACGUGACGCGAAGGAUGCAUCCUAGAUUUUGAGUAAGAAACGUGGUUUUUAGGUAGAGUUCCCCUUUAAAUUAGCUAUUUGUCGGGUGAAGCUGCGAAAGAUAGUUCCUUUCCUCAAAAGAGAACCUGAACUUGUUCUUCCUGGUUAUUCUGCAGGCUACCUUAUGCAUCGUUCAUAAUAAAAUCACUCGUUUCCAGUUUUCAGCUUAUGGUGUGAUUAGGGUGGCAAGUUGUAGCUUUUUCCAGGGUUCUGUCCGGUAUUAAAGAUGGGACUGGCCAGAAGUGAGGACCUACACUUUCCUGUAGAUGUUUGUGUAAUGACCUGAAGAAAUAAUCUUUGGCCGGACCACCUGUCUAUAUGAAGCUUUCAACUGGUUCAGUGUCCACACCUAUAGCACACCCAGCUGGGUUCCCUAUGCAAACCAGAACAACUAAUUAAGGAAUGAGUAGUUAGCAUAGCAUAGCAUAGCAUAGCAUAACUAACAGGCCCUCUACUCAACAUUUUCUCAUUAUAAGUUGUCCAUUUCUAGUCUAAAAUAAGAGAUUUCUUCAGAAGAGGGUGUACCCAGUCUUUGGAGCAGGAGUUUGGUGUUCAUGGUUCCACAAAUAAACUCAAAUUCGCAGCCUGUAUUGUUAGCUUAAAAUAGGUAGAUGUGUUCUGGUGGAACAAAAUGUAAAAAAAAAGCAGUUGUACAGCCAGUCCCCUCCUUGCAGGAGGACUGAGCACCUAUUUUCUCAAAUGGCCAGAACACAUCCAGCAGAUUUGGUCAGGCAUGGGUACAGAUGGUGGAUCAGCACAAUGCGUUAAGCCACACCAGUACCACGCAUUGAGAUAGACAUGGCUGUUUCUUGGCAGUUUGCACAAUAUAGCUAUAAAAAAUGGGAAAAUAAAAGACAAGGCUGUAAUAUGGUAUAUUUAUCGGCAGCUAGAAAACUGUAGUGAAAUCAAAUAAUAGAGUAACUGUUGAAAUUUCUUUAGUUUUGGACUCAUACCUAAAAAAAAAAGAUGAACUCUUUGUUUUUAAUACUAUCCUGGUUUUGAUAAUGUGCUCCACACUGGCUGAUUAGGUCACUUUGGGUUUGUUCCAUCAGUGCUUUGGGAUUCUAAAGCCAGCAAUACCUGAAAACAAAUAAACAAAAGCAGUUUUGUUUGAGGCUUCCUGAUUGGACGCGCAGAUGAAUUGUCGAAGCCACUCUCCAACACAGCAAAAUAAGACUGGGCAUCUAAAUUCGUCCAUACCCCAUAAACCCCCCCCCCCCUUCCGAAAUGUCACAUAACAAAC